UUUUAAUGUCCGGUAGAUGCCAGGAAUAUUACCUCCGUGCUGUUCGAGAGCAUUGUUCCUCCUCUCUCACGCCCAGCGAUGGCGCGCGUUGUGAAUGUGGACGAGUAUGAAGAUCUAGCUAGGGUUAAGAUGCCGAAGAUGCACUACGAUUUCUACGCGGGCGGCGCCGAGGACAAGUGGACGCUGCGUGAGAAUCGCAGCGCCUUCUCGAGGAUCAGGAUCCGGCCGCAAGUUCUUGUGGAUGUCAGCCACACGGAUCUCACAACCUCGGUUCUCGGAUUGGAGAUUGCUUGUCCGAUCAUGGUCGCCCCGACCGCAUUGCACAAGCUCGCGCAUCCCGAGGGAGAAUUAGCUACUGCAAGAGCUACUGCUGCCGCAAAUACUGUCAUGGUUGUAUCGACAUCUUCAAGUCACACCAUUGAGGAGAUCGCGGACACAGGUCCUGGAAUUCGAUUCUUUCAGUUGUAUAUAUUCAACAAGGUUAGAGCUAUGGAGCUCGUUGCUCGAGCGGAGAAGGCUGGCUACAAAGCCAUUGUUCUCACCGUUGAUACUCCAAUUCUUGGAAGAAGAGAGGAUGAUUUACGAAACAGACUAGUUUUGCCACCAGAUGUGAGUAUGAAGCUAAUUGACGACAUUGGCGAGCAACAUUCUCAGCCAACAGAACCGGGCUCUUCUCUUGCCGCCGUCGCAUCCGAGUACAAAGACAAAUCCAUCACUUGGAAGGAUGUCCAAGCUUUCAUGAAGCUAACGAAACUCCCAUUCUUGCUCAAGGGGAUACUCACCAAAGAAGACGCUCUGAAGGCUAUCGACAUCUGUGUCGACGGGAUCAUUGUUUCCAACCACGGUGGCAGGCAGCUAGAUCACGUCCCAGCAACGAUCUCUGUGCUUGAAGAGGUGGUGGCAGCAGCCGCUGGUCGGUGUCCUGUCUUCGUCGAUGGAGGCAUCAGACGAGGCACGGAUGUUUUCAAAGCGCUCGCUCUCGGUGCUAGUGGAGUUUUCGUUGGGAGGCCCGUCCUGUUCGGUCUGGCCAUCGAUGGCGAGCAAGGCGUGAAGAAAGUGCUAGACAUGCUCAAGGACGAGCUGAGAACCACCAUGGUAAUUGCUGGCUGCCCAACACUCGCUCAUAUAAAUCGAUCGAGCGUCCAAACGCCAGAGGAGAAACCAUCCAGCAAGCUCUAGCAAUCAAGCAAGAAAAACGCUGCUCAAAGUCACUGCCAUUUUUUUCUGUUGAGAAUGUGGAUUGACAAACUUUGUGCGUGAUCUUCUCACGUCACUUGUGCGGCGUCUCCCACACAAAGUUUCUCCUCUCGCAGUCCUCAAACAUGUUGAUCCGCCAUGGAACCUGCGCGA
Selaginella moellendorffii is the source of this 1350-nucleotide messenger RNA. RefSeq names its product (S)-2-hydroxy-acid oxidase GLO1. The coding region runs from base 79 to 1179 and encodes 366 amino acids. The transcript has 11 exons. Gene Ontology annotation, molecular function: FMN binding; oxidoreductase activity. Lineage: Eukaryota; Viridiplantae; Streptophyta; Lycopodiopsida; Selaginellales; Selaginellaceae. The record is from RefSeq and is a predicted model, not a curated record.